Molecule: messenger RNA, 4565 nt
Organism: Hippoglossus stenolepis (Pacific halibut)
Lineage: Eukaryota; Metazoa; Chordata; Actinopteri; Pleuronectiformes; Pleuronectidae
Product: chitin synthase chs-2-like
Exons: 21
Coding region: 26-3883 (1285 amino acids)
Cellular component (GO): cell septum; cell periphery
Molecular function (GO): chitin synthase activity
Source: RefSeq, a predicted model, not a curated record
GUGGGACACCUGUCGAGAGGUCCCCAUGGUCGAAGACGAACAUACGCCGUGGAAACUUAUCAAACUACUCAAGAUCAUUUGUCUUUUGUUAGUCGCUCUGAUGGUGUUCGGGUUGGCCCUCUGCAGCAAGACGUCUUUCCUCCUCCUUGUCACUUUGGCAAAUGAAGGCACACAAGUCCUGUCAUCGGAGCACAAACCCGUCGCUCUGCUGUGUAUCGGCUGCUCUCUCAUCGCCUCCAGUGUCCUUCUACUUCUCAAAAGCCUGUGGAAGGCCUGCUACAAAACGUCAAAGAUGCCAGGAAAGAAAACUAUUGCUAUGGUUCUGUUUUUCGAGUUUCUCGUGUCAGUGGGCGCGGCGAUCCUCACCAUCGUGGCGAUGCCACACUUGGACAUCGUGACCAACGUGAUGAUACUGAACGGUGUAGCCGUCCUCUCUACGCUGCUUCAGGUGAGCGCUCAGUGCAAAGCCAAGGAGAAGAACCACUACCUGCUGCCAUCCAUCAGCGCCUUCCUCCUCAUUCUGCUGGGUUACAUCCUCUUCAUUGUCCUGUACAUCAUGAAGGAUCCUACUGACAUCAAGAAGCUAAUGUGGGUGGGUCUGGCUGUCGGUGCGUCCUUCUUGGUCUCCUUCAACUGGUGGGAGAACUAUUUCAAAUUGAUCAGCAAGGACAGCAGCUCCGUCUUCCUCAAGGAUAUUUGUAAAGAGGCAACAAGGUGUCAGAACAUCCUGCACAUCCUCUCCAGCGUGCUCAGGAUCGGGGUGACCGCCUGUGUGCUCGGAGCCUACGUCCCUCUGGCCAAAAUGGACUGGGACAUCGUGACGUCCAUCCCGAGCCGUGAGACCAGGGUUAUAGUCAUCAUCAUCGGGGUGCAGCUGAUCUCCUCAGCGCUCUGCCACUGGUUCGCGGUUGCCGGCUGCAAGAUGCACGCCCUGCGACGAUGCUUCAUCCUGCCUUUGUACCUGGCCUCUCUGGCUGUCAUGGCUCUGCUCGUCGUCCCUGUCAUCGUUUACUAUCAGCAGUACAGGGUCAGUCAGAAUGGAACCGCAAGCAUCAACUUCACCAGCUACUGCGACGUGGUUGUGGAUGGAACAAACCGCAACCUGAAUGGCAGCGUGUUCCCACAGCUGGUUUUAGAUGUUACACACACUCUGUGCUUCCUGGACAUGUCCAAAAUAACCGACAUUGGCUUACUGACAGGUUCAGCCGUGGCCUGGUGGCUCGGGCUUGUGUUGGCCACUGUCCACCUGUGGUAUCUCAAUGUGAAUCGUAUCCAGAGAACCCAGGACAUAUUUGUCCGGAGGCUGUACGAAGGAGCGUUUAUCGAGCAGUCCUUGCUACUCAACACCCGCUUCGACAUCCAGUCCAAAAACAGGAAGAAGAAUUUUAAGGGCUUGGAACCAGUGAUGGUGUAUCUGUGUGCGACCAUGUGGCACGAGACCUACAAUGAGAUGAUGAACAUCAUUAUAUCGAUAUUCAGACUGGACAGGUACAGACCAAAGACAGACCCCAAGUUCGACGAUUUCUCCUUCGAAGCCCACAUAUACUUUGAUGAUGCGUUCGAGGGGAGUCAAGUGCGUCGCCUCAACAAAUACGCAAAGAACCUCGUGGAAAUCUUGAAAGAAGUUUACGGCAUCUUUACAAACGUUGAUGAUAAGUUCUUCGUGAAGCGGCAUUACUUCCCCGACCAGACGCUCAUAACGACACCGUACGGAGGUCGCCUCGUCAUCACCAUGCCUCACGGGAACCACAUCAACGUUCACUUCAAGGACAAAGACCUCAUCCGCCACAGGAAGAGAUGGUCUCAGGUUAUGUAUCUUUACUAUCUCCUGGGCUGGAAACUCAUGACUAAGUAUCAUGCCCGCUGGCAGAAGGGAUGUGAAGAGAAGGAGCUGAGAGCAGAGGUCCAGAAAGAGAAGCACAACACCUACAUCCUGGCUUUAGAUGGAGACACAGACUUCCAGCCGGCCGCUGUGAUGCUGCUCAUCGAUCGAUUGAAAAUGUACCCACGUGUCGGGGCAGCAUGUGGGAGGAUUCACCCGACGGGAUCAGGUCCUGCCGUGUGGUUCCAGAAGUUUGAGUACUCUGUCAGUCACUGGCUGCAGAAGACAGCGGAGCACGUGAUUGGCUGCGUGCUGUGCAGCCCCGGCUGCUUCAGCCUGUUCAGAGCAGAGGCCCUGAUGGACGACAACGUGAUGAAGAGAUAUUCCACCAAGUCCAUGCAGGCGAGCCACUACAUCCAGUACGACCAAGGUGAGGACCGCUGGCUCUGCACGCUGCUGCUGAAGCAGGGAUGGAGGGUGGAGUACAACGCCGCCUCCGACGCCUACACCAACGCACCUGAAGACUUCAAAGAAUUAUACAACCAGCGACGGCGAUGGGGACCAUCCACACUGGCCAAUGUGGUGGAUCUGCUGAGCUCCACCAAGACCAUUUGCAAGAAGAACCCGUCCAUCUCAAAACCCUUCAUGUUCUACCAGCUCUUUGCCAUGGUCUCAGCCAUUCUGGGACCUGCCACCAUCUGCCUUUUAACUGCAGGAAGUCUGUCCUUCAUCUUUGAGAUGCACGGCGCUGCAGCUCUGGUGAUCGCUGUGAUGCCUCCAGCCAUCUACCUGGGUCUUUGCUUCAAGCUGAAGGCGGACACUCAGAUCAAUGUGGCAGCAGGUUUAAGCAUCAUAUAUGCAUUCCUCAUGUUGGUGGUGACGAUGUCCAUCAUCGGUGCAAUGAUCAAGGACAAAACCAUCCUGACACCCAGCAGCAUUUUUGUCAUCGCCAUGGCCUGCAUUUAUGUCAUCACAGCAAUAUUGCAUCCUCAGGAAUUCCACCUUGUGUUCUACGGCUUUCUCUACAUCCUCUGCAUUCCCAGCGCUUACCUCCUGCUCACCAUCUACACCAUGGUCAACAUGAACAACGUGUCCUGGGGCACCAGGGAGACGAAACCUGCCGGUGAGGCUGCCGCGCCUGAAGUGCCCACCCCGCAGUUGACAACGCAGAAAGCCAAUAGCGCCUACCAGCGUGUCUCCACAUGGUGGAAAUGUUGUAAAAAGCCCAGCCAGAGGUCUCAAGAUCCGCAGCUGACUGUGAGCCAGGAGAGCAUGGUCCCAGAGCCCGUACAGGCCGAGCCUCUGCCCCAAAACACCAUCGUGGAAGACAACAGGAUCCCAGAGGAAGAGCAGAGUCUGGCAACACCUGCUUUCGACUGUCCGGGCCAAAGUUGGAUCACGGAACUGCAGGAGUUUUCCACUGACAUGCAGCUGCUGGAGGAAAAACUGGACGAGGAAGAGCUGGGGUUCUGGACAGAACUGCAGGAGAAGUACCUGAAACCUCUGCCCGACGACAAAGAGAGACAGAAGAAGAUGGCCAAUGACCUGCGGGAGCUCAGGAACAAGAUCAACUUCGCCUUCUUCAUGGCGAAUGGCCUGUGGCUGGUGGCGACCUUCACCCUGCAGGUCUUCAACGCCGUCUUCGCCAUCAGGCUCCCAAAAGUCACGCUCGACCUGGAAUACACCGGAGAAGACGCGCAAAUCGACCCCAUCGCCUUCAUGUUCAUUCUGGGAUUCGCCUCGUCGGUCAUCAUUCAGUUCUUCACCAUGAUUUACCAGAGAUUUUACACCCUGAUCCAUUUUGUAUCCUUCCUGGACACCGAGCCCAAAGAACAAAAACCCAAAAAAACUAGAUACAAGAAAGGCAAAAAGGGCUCCUCGGCCGACACCGGCUCCACCAUCGGCUCCAGCUCCACCAUCGGCUCCAGCUCCACCAUCGACCACGGCUCCACCAUCGACUCCGGCUCCACCGACGACUCCCAGGACGACUCCGAUUUUGAGGAAAUUGACUUUGAUUCGAGUUCUUACAACGGAACUCUUGAUAGAGGGACUAUGGUGUGAACACAGACUCUCAGCACAAGCAAAACCUUUUUAGCACUUGGAAAUUCCUGCUGUAGAUAAGAUUUUAAAAAUGUAUUUACAUAUACAUGUUUUAUUUAUGUGAAGUCUACAUUUAUUCAUGUGAUUUGUUGAACCUUUGCACGAAAAGAGAAAACGACAAAGCAAAGAACAACACAACCGAUUGUUAUGAAGGAUCUGUUCUGUUACACAGUAAAUCUUUGCUGCUUCUAUUUGUAAUGUGAAGAGGAAUGAAUGAAGUUUAGUGUCCGCUGACUGAAGAAAAGUCAGGGGAGUCUGGUUUAUGUUUGUCCCUUAUUUAUUGAUAAUCACACUAAUUUAAACUGUUUUACUGCCUUUAUUGUCUAAAGAUUUAUUAGUGCAGUCUUCUUCUCUACUUCUGUCUGUGUAGAAUAAACACGUGAGCUGAAAGUGUUUGCUGCCUUCAAAAGAGAAAUCUCUUCUUUUUUAAAUAAAAGCUGCUCUCGUGUAACACAAAAACUGUAAAGAGCAAAUAUAUCAAAUAUAGAUUAGGAUUUUUUUUUAUAUUUAUUUUUGAAUGAAUCAGAAAGAAGAGUCUAACAAACUAAAGGAUUUUGUUUCUUCGUUUUGCAGUUUUACAUUUAAUAUGACAAUGUGAUUCGUCUGUUACUGUUUAUGUUCCUGUCUGUUUGUAAAAAAGCAC